Molecule: messenger RNA, 2358 nt
Organism: Coniophora puteana RWD-64-598 SS2
Lineage: Eukaryota; Fungi; Basidiomycota; Agaricomycetes; Boletales; Coniophoraceae
Exons: 7
Coding region: 1-2358 (785 amino acids)
Source: RefSeq, a predicted model, not a curated record
AUGCCUUCUCCAUAUCAUUCCGCGUCGUCGGCUGAUGACAUACCUUCAGUCUCUACCUCACGCAUCCGGCACCGCCGUCCGCAUCCUCGAGCUUCUCAUGGCCAUAUUUCUCGUGACGACAAUGCACACGACGCCGUCGACACUCGGGCAGUUGACUCCGUUCAAGAGGCUGCCUCCGCCAUUGCGAUUCCUCCCACCAACCGCGCGGUCAGUAACACCGCCGGCGCUGCCACCUCUGCCAGCCGUAUAGCUGCCAUGAUUGCUGCCAACCUUGCGAAACGGACGACCGCUACCGCAGUUGCCAACUGCCCAGCCUCCUCGAUUGCUACGACGAGUCAGAGGCGCGCUGUGGCUCAACAUUCAGGACGCCUGCCUUCACCCACCACCGCCGCUAACCCUGCCGGCACUCCCAGCCUCACUGAACCUGCAGAUGGUAUAGACCUCCUUGCUGACGCAGACAGCGACGACGAGGAUGAGGAUGAUGGUCUCGAUACCAUCUAUAUCCUCUCCAAGGAAGAUGACGCCAUCAUCCAGAAGUACCUCCCUGCCUGGAAGAAGCUGUCGAAGGUGCGGAAUGACAAAGCCCAGCAUGCCCUGGUGUGCAAGGUUGCGGGGCUCAUCCUGGGGGAGAAGGAGUGCUCGUUGGAGGUCGAAGUGGACGUUGAAACUAGUGUGGAGGCCACCUUCAGGUUGCAUUCCCGAACUCGGCCACUGCACUCCGGGAAGUGGACCUCGUACAAGGUCCUUGACUACAAGCACGUGCGGACCAUCCGCAAGGAAAUGCGUGUCGUCUGGGCAUCGCUCUAUCCCGACCAACCCACCGUUGACACAGGGGACAAGAAGAAGUGGCUCGGCACUUGGAGUAUUGCCCGCAAGGUUGUUGCUCGGCACCUCACAUCUGCUCAGUGGGAUGCUCUCGAUGCACUUGCUGACCGUUGGAAUAUCUCAGGCCCACCUGAUGAUGUUCAAGAGAGGGAGUAUGACCGCCAUUUCAUUCCCAGGAUGAAGGUGUUUAUGACUGAGGCAGCUCGGGACUGCGGCGUCACGUUGUCGGCGUUGUGGGUACACAAGAAUGCAAAAGGGGAGUUGGUCUAUGGUUGGACCGAUGAGCUUCUGAAAGAUGUUGACACAUUCAAGAUGUCGCUUGGUGAUGCAAAAGCAAAACGCCUGCUGUUAGCAUGGGCUAACCAUAACGACCCUGAUGAAGUUUCUAGUGAUGAUGACGGCAGCAGAGCUUCACGACCUGGCAAAGCUGGCUCAAAGCGUGAUGUCAUUGUCGCCCUUGACGACAAUGGUUACCCUCUGGUACCAUCUGAGGUGGGGUGUAAUGCUAAGAGGUUGCAAAAAAUAGUUCGCGAGGUCAUGCGGGCUUCCUUCCGAUACGAUUUACCGUCGUCGCAACAGGGCGCAUGUGUGCCUUGGAGCGAACUACGGGCAAAGCCUUUGGCAUUCAUUGCCCCCGACUAUCUCCCGGGUGGAAAUUGGGGUCAAUUCGACGACCCGUCAAAGAUGCUUGACGCUGCAUGUAAGGCUCUCAUUCGGCAUUGGCGACUGAGACAAAACAUCAGCCCCGACGCCGCAUUCCGAUUUUUACCUUCCUUCAUUGAGCUCCGAGGUGGGCGCCCACCUCGGAGGAAGUCGUUGCUCAUGCCCAUCAAACCAACGCCUGCCGCUCCCACAGCGGCGUCAUUAUUUGCAAAGGCUGCGGCUGCAUCGACAAAGAGUGUGGCAUCAGCCCUGAGAUCAGCGGCCAACAACGCUAAUGCGCAGACCUUUGAAGAAUUGCCUACUGCGGUGGCCUCAACAUCACUUCCAAGUGGAUCUCGUACAUCUACCCCAAAGCCACAUGCUCCCAAGCCCCGAAUGUCCAUACUGAAGCCAAGACCUCUCACCAAACACCGCGGCGCUAACCUCAAUGCUCGACGACUCGACGGCCGAAACGUCCACAGCGAGCAAGAAAGCACGGAUGAGGUCGAAGAUAUCCAAGAUUGGGAGCUGCCUGAUUCUCUAGCCAAGAGUCUGGGUGUCACACCUACGAAGAAACGGCCUCCCGUCGAGGAGUGGUCUCCGAUCGAAGUUACGCCGAAACGUCAGAGGAUGAAUGACGACUUCACCCCAGUUCGGCGGCGUCACCGAACUCCAUCUCCAGCCUCAGAUGAUUACGAGUCUGAAGGUGACGGGCUUGACGACCCCAAGAGCCCAGGGCUCAACGAAGAUGAUGUCUACUUCAUGGGUGAGGGCAAUGGGCGUCCGGCAAGACAACGCAAGCAUACCGAGAGGGGCAGUCUGUGGAAACAAAGCAUAGAGGAACGUGCGAAACGCCGCAAAGGGGGCCUUGGCGUUCUUUUGGAAGAGUAA